Molecule: messenger RNA, 3209 nt
Organism: Nothobranchius furzeri (turquoise killifish)
Lineage: Eukaryota; Metazoa; Chordata; Actinopteri; Cyprinodontiformes; Nothobranchiidae
Gene: pou4f2
Product: POU class 4 homeobox 2
Biological process (GO): regulation of transcription by RNA polymerase II
Molecular function (GO): RNA polymerase II cis-regulatory region sequence-specific DNA binding; DNA-binding transcription factor activity, RNA polymerase II-specific
Source: RefSeq, a predicted model, not a curated record
UCGCCUCAGAGCGCAGGCAGUUUGGGUCCCCGCAGCAUUCACCGGAGUCGGAGAGAGCCAGAACGGAGACUGUCACCGCCGUCCACUCCUCACACACAACCGAAACGGAAAUCUUUUGCCUUUUUUUAAACAAAAGCCGCAAACAGAUCAACGAAAUCAGCUACUUUUGGAAAUCCUGAGAGACGGAAAGCCAUUUUAUUUGUAUUUUCUUUUUCUUUUUUGGCGACAUCACUGAGGAGUCCUGCCAAAAACCUGUACACAGAUCUGAGGUAAAUGAGUAAAUCUGUAGAUAACAGUUAUGGGGAAAAGCAGACAGUGCUUUUGAACAUCGCGCCACAGGUCCGCAGAGGAAGAGGCAUCAGCUGCAUGGCUUGUCGGUAAAAAAAAAAAAAACCGAAGAGAGAGAGAGAGAGAGACCGUCAUACCUGCACGUGCUUUAAUAAAUAGAUGUGGUUUUGAGUUGGACCAUCGUCUUCAGCUUGCACUUUACUCGACUUCCUGCGAAGCAAGCGGGCUCCCAACUCCCGACCGAGGAGGCGGAGCCUUAACUUAUUAAAAGGAACUUUCAGAGGUUUGGACGCCAGCAAAUAUGAUGAUGAUGUCUCUGAACAGCAAGCAGGCUUUCAGCAUGGCCCACACCAGCCUGCCCGAGCCCAAGUACUCCUCACUGCAUUCCUCCUCGUCCUCCACUCUGACUUCCAAUGCGCCCUCGUCGUCCUGCUCGUCUUCCCGACACAGUAGCACCAUCAUCAGCAGCAGCGGCGGCGGCAGCAGCAGCUCGGAGGCGAUGCGCAGAGCCUGUCUCCCAACCCCACCGAGCAAUAUAUUCGGAGGCUUGGAUGAGAGUUUGCUGGCCCGGGCUGAAGCUCUCGCGGCGGUGGAUAUAGUCUCGCAGACCAAGAGCCACCACCACCCUCCACAUCACAGCCCCUUCAAGCCAGACGCCACCUACCACAACAUGAACACUCUCCCCUGCACGUCGUCUUCGUCCUCCUCCUCCUCGGUGCCUAUUUCUCACCCGUCCGCUCUGGCUGGCCACCACCAUCACCACCAUCACCACCACCAUCACCAGCCCCACCAGGCGCUGGAGGGGGACCUACUGGAUCACAUCACCCCGGGACUGGCACUGGGAGCCAUGGCGGGGCCGGAUGGCUCGGUCGUAUCCACGCCUGCGCACCCUGCCCACAUGGCGGGCAUGAACCACAUGCACCAGGCGGCCAUCAACAUGGUCCAUGCCCACGGGCUUCCACCACACAUGGGCAUGAACGACGUGGACGCCGAUCCCAGGGACUUGGAAGCCUUCGCGGAGAGGUUUAAGCAGAGACGGAUCAAACUCGGGGUUACCCAGGCGGACGUAGGGUCAGCGUUGGCCAGUCUGAAGAUUCCUGGGGUGGGCUCUCUCAGCCAGAGCACCAUUUGCCGAUUCGAGUCCCUCACGCUGUCCCACAACAACAUGAUCGCUUUGAAGCCCAUCCUGCAAGCGUGGUUAGAAGAAGCUGAGAAAUCACACAGGGAGAAACUGAAUAAACCCGAGCUGUUCAACGGCGCAGAGAAAAAGCGGAAGCGCACGUCGAUAGCGGCGCCGGAGAAGAGAUCGCUGGAGGCCUACUUCGCCAUCCAGCCUCGUCCCUCCUCGGAGAAAAUCGCAGCGAUCGCAGAAAAGCUGGACCUGAAAAAGAACGUGGUGCGUGUCUGGUUUUGCAACCAGCGACAGAAACAGAAACGAAUGAAGUACUCCGCGUGCGUCUAGAAGCCGCCAACGAAAAAGACUUGGAACUGUUUAUUUGUAUCAUAUUUCCUAUCUCUCACACGCCUCCCCUUUUUUCAAUCAUCAAUGACUUUGUGCUUUGAACUUUGAGGAAAAAAAGAAUCAAAAAGUCAUAAAAAACGAACAAUAACUGAAAAAAUGUCGAAAACACCCAGUCACGUCUCUUUUACGCGCUGAGGAGGAAGACAUGGAGGCAUCGUUUUUGGCGGAGCAAGUAAGAUCACACUUUCCACCUUAUUAAGGCAGUAAGGACUCUUUAAACUUUGUUUUUUAAUGUAUUAUUUAUUAUAGUUUGCGAUGAAAUAUCAUUUUUAAUUUACAAACUCCUACUUAAUUCAAAACACUUACAUGUUAUUUGUUUUUGGGAGGGGGGCAGCUUAUAGGAUGAGCUACAGUUUCCCUCCGAGUUCAUGACAAUGCAGUCUGACAUUUAUUCAGGUCCGUGGGGGGAUUAGCAGGAAAGCACACAAGUUGAGAGCUAAUAUUAGAUUACUGCCAAAUAAACCUUCCUGUAAAUGAAUCAUUUACUUGUCACACACUUCGUUUCGUGUCUAAAUGUGGAAUUGAUUAUUUCAGGGAUCUGUUUUUAAGAUUCCUGCGUUUUAACAUAAAAUCCAGGGGGUUGUUUUUUAAGGGCCUCAUGAGGCGGAAUGAUCGAAAUUGGGACUCGCUUGCUUGUAACUUUAAUAUUUAUUUAUUUUAAAUAUUCUUUACAAUGAGGAAAAAAUAUGAUUUUCCAUGCAGCUUAAGUUACAAUCCAACGUAGGCCAGUCUUAUGAACUAUUUAUUGGGUGAGGUCAUGUUUACUUCAUUAUAUAUUUAUUGGGAUCCCCCCCCCCCCACCCACCUACACACACACACACACACACACACACACACACACACACACACACACACACACACACACACACACACACACACACACCUUGUUCUGCUUGAGGAAAUCUAAUCCUGACAGCAAGUUAUGAGUGUUGAUCCGGUUUAAAAAGUGUGUGUGCGUGUGUGUGUGUGUGUGUGUGGGGGGGGGGGGGGGUCUCCAGUUUUGAUGUCUGAGAUGGUACAAUCGAGAUAUUUAUGAGAUAGAAUCUCUUUUUAAAAAUUACUUUAUGUAUGCUUGUUUGCUGCUGUUUAUUUGUAUAAAUAUACACGCAUCAUGACGAGAUUGUUGCUUGUUGAACCACCUUGUUUAAUUCAACUGUUUCUGUUUUUUUUUUCUUGAUGACAAAAAGAACCAUGGAAGUGUAAAAUGUAAAUAUUUCAUUGGAAUCAGUCGAUGCACAUAAAUAUAUCGCUGUAUUGCUGUUUAGCUGAGGUAUAAACUUAUUUCUGUAUUGUUUGUUGCUUUAUUUUCUUAACAAUUUCAUUUCCAUCCAUGUAAAUUUAAAUUAUUUCCUUAUUGAACUGAUAUGUGUUUCAUUAAAGAACGAACUUUAACAUUUAA